Molecule: messenger RNA, 189 nt
Organism: Prunus armeniaca (apricot)
Lineage: Eukaryota; Viridiplantae; Streptophyta; Magnoliopsida; Rosales; Rosaceae
Source: the annotation of a GenBank genome assembly
AUGCCAUUCGCCCCGCCGGCUCGACCGAUUGCUGCCGUUGCCCCGGGUCGCAAGAGGGAUCGGGAGGCCUUAAACGCUGGGGCCGCAGCGGUUGAGGCCGCGCCGGCCGAAGGUGUUGCCGUUGAGACGGCGGUGCUAGAGCAGCCGAGAAAAAGGGUCCUCCUCGUUCUUUCGGAGGCCGAGGACUAG